Molecule: messenger RNA, 14943 nt
Organism: Paramuricea clavata
Lineage: Eukaryota; Metazoa; Cnidaria; Anthozoa; Malacalcyonacea; Plexauridae
Source: the annotation of a GenBank genome assembly
AAUAUUAUUCACAGACCAGGACCACCAGUACGUAUUACUUAACAUGUUUCUUUUUAUCUAUUCGAUCUGUAAAGCAGGGUAAAUACUUCGUAAAUAGUACACUUGAUAAGGCAUGCUAGACAUGAACUUGCUUUUGCCUUUGUAUAUUUAUACCAAAAAGACAUACUGUACAGUAUACAAUAUUACCAAGAAAUCCACAUAUUAAUACAGAUGUCUGCUAGCAAAGAAAAGGAGGCGAAUAAAGAUAAAAACUAGAGUGAAAAAGAAACGAAAAAGCAGUCUUUACCAAAAUGUUGUUCAAAUUUUACUAAAUUAAGAAACAUUUUACCAAAUGUCGGCUUCCCAAAUAAUUACGUCAUAAUAAUGCCAAAAAACAAUAGUUGCGUCAUCAAAGUAGAAAAAAUAUUCACAAAAAGUAUCUCGAAAUACUUGUUGCUUCCAUCGUUAUUGCAGUUUUUGCUAAUGACAAGGAUUUAUUUCUUAGGCUUGGCAGUUCUGUUCAUCACUUAUUACACACGUUAUUAAACAAGAAACACACAUCUUUACCAAAAUGAUUAUUAAUAAUUAAUACCUUUCAGAUUUUACCAAAAAAAAAACUUGAUACCAAAUUUUCUUGAAAAUUCACGAAAUUUUACCAAAAUUAAAACUUUUUACCAAAUCUGGUCACACUGCCAGCAUCUGCGAACCAUCCGCCUGGCUCUGAUGUUAUAGGACUACUAUAACGGGACUCACGUGACUGGCCAAGAUGGCGCGGAUGAGUUUAUUUGUUGUAUUGUACUAAAUUUAUAAAUAAACUGAUUUAUAAUCAGCAUAUAACAAUUAAUUUUACCGUUUAGACAGAAUUUUCAAAAGAGCAAGUUGCAUUUAUCUAUCCAUGAAACGAACAGAAAAUUUAAUUUAUGUUAUAUCUUACAUUUUGGGCCUGUGAAUUAUUAACCUGAUAAAAAUGUCUAUUAAAGUUGUCUACUGGUUUAGUCCCCAGUUAAAAUAUGCUCAUCCGCUUUAUAAAUAGUUUUACGGCUUUUUUACCUCGCAUUAAAUUGUCAUGUGCAUGCACUAUACUCAUAUCAGCACUAAUGCCCAUGAGUAACUGUUAAAUGUUCUUUACUAUUUAAGGGUCCACCUGGAGAUGAUGGUGCAAUUGGUCAAGAUGGUCGCAAUGUAAGUUUAAUGUAAUCUUAUUUGUAGCAUUGUUGUUUUUUUUCAAUGUACAGUACAGUAUGAGCGCUCACAAGGUUAACUCGCUCAUUGCAUUCGCUUUGUGAAAACGUGCAAAAAUAAGAUAGUCAGCACUUCCCAUGAAGAAAGCUCUACAGUAUUUCCAAGCAAUUUCCAAUGAGUCGAUGAAAGAUUUUGCGUUAGGGGCACUAUAAGGCCCGUACAAACAGACCCAAUAAUGUUGGCAAAACUUCAUUCCAAAGUUCUUUUUGCACGGUAGUAUACAAAACAUACUUCUGUGGUUUUGGCAAACAGAAGACUCCCUUGAUGUGAGAUAAAUUCUGUGCACACAAAUUCUGUGUAUGUUUCUAAAAAUCGUGAAAAUGAAAAUUUUUUUUUGGUGACUCGUGAAAUCCAAAAAUGAUCUUCGUGAUUUCGUGAAGAGACCUCCCCUUGCCCCCCCCCCCCUCCACACAAUUUUCGCAAUGCAAACCUGUUUAAAACUAGUCAACUUAUUGGCAAAAUUACUUUUAUCAUAUUUCAAAUAUCCCUGGAAAAUGCCUGGAAAACGAGAGGAAAAAUUAUUGAAAGUUGUGGAUUUUUAAAAUUAUGAAGGUGUAGGAAUGCAGAAUGAUUAACGCUGUUUUUAAACGAUCAUUAUCUCAAAAAACGAAGUUCAAAUGCCCUACAUUCCGCAACUAAGUGGUGGUCAAAUGCCCCAUUGUAAAUUUAAUUUGAAGGUUAAAAUUCUUCAACUUUCAACUUCCCCAGUCCAUUCUGGUCAAACCAAUCUUGAACAUAAUUCAAAUAUUGACUUCGAAAAUCGUUUAAUAAAAAUUUCGCCAUUUUCUUGAAAACGCAAAAGCAAAAAAUGAUUGACACGUUAAAGCCCGUAGUUUCUUAUGUCAGCGGGAAGCAAUUCUAUCUAUAAUAGUCUUCAUGUUAGGUACUUAGGUAAACUAGUAGUUUUUUAGUUGUGGUCAAGUUCCUCACCACUUUAUGCCCGCCCCUAGGGAAAAUCAUGAAUGGCAAAUGCCCCUCUCGUGCCCGGGGGAUGUUACACCUUUGUUAUACCGUUUUGAUCGGCGCAUUUUGUCUGAUUUGUACAUUUAGAUUUUCACUUAUCUAUAACUUAUUUUCACUUAUCACUUAUUUUUUUCUGUAGGGAUACAAAGGCGAAGCUGGAGCACAAGGUCAUGAAGGUCCUCGAGGUCCACCGGUAUGUAUAACGCGAAAAUAAACUCUAUAAACAAUUUUUCCACCCUGGCUUAAAAAUAGUGUAAUGAUAUUUAAGAACUAAGACUGAGGCAUUGAUAUUUAACAUGAAAUUAUGUAUUACGUAUUAUGUAUAAUAUGUAUUUGUCAUUUGAUUCAGUUGUGAAACUCACAUAAAGAAACUGCUAUCAUAUAAUUUCGUUGCCAUAGAGUAUUCUAUUAAUUAAUAACACCAAACAAUACAUACUCCGUAAAUGGUAAACAUUUUAUUUCUCUAUACGUUUUGACUAUUAUUUGCAGUCGACUUCAGGAGAACGCCACGUUUUCAAAAAUGUUGACUAGUUAGUGAAUAAUUUAUAAGCAACUCGCGAGCAGCGAAUUAUACUGUAAAUACUGUAGUUUGUUUUUUUGAAAACGUGGUAUUCUCCAGGUAAGAUGACAGCAAUAGUCGCCGAAACGUAGAGAAUAAUUAAAAUGUCAGAAAUUUAUCGAAUGUCGAUUGUUUCGUGUUUAAUAAAACUGCUCUACUUCAUUCUAUUUGGGAUAUUCUCAACUUCAAUGAAAUUUUGGUGGUUUUACAAAAAAGUUAAUACGAAAACCGACAGUAAAAUCCUGAUAAAACUAGUUGUUGGCCCCAAUCCGGACAUUUCAAACCCCGUUUUCCAGUGGGCCAAACCAUAAACUAAUGUGGAAAAAAACUGAUACUUACUGGUUCACUGUUUUACAUGUACAAGUAUACUAUACUAUACUCAGGGUUCAUAGCGGUCUUUGAAAUCCUUGAAAGUCUUUAAAUUUGAAUGCAGGUCUUUAAGGUCUUUGAAAAGCCUUUGAAUUGUGUGAAAACGCGAAGAAAUUAGGCAGCAGAAAUCAGCAUUUUAGGAUGUGAUUUGACGGGACUAAUUACCGGGUAACAAUGGCGCUUACACUCGCAAUUUUUCGACAGUUGAUUGCUCUGAAAGGUCUUUGAAAAGUCUUUGAAAAUAGGCAGAAACAAUCUUUGAGAGUCUUUGAAUUUUGUUGGUCUUGGAGACUACGAACCCUGUAUACUGUAAUAAUAUGUACUGUUUAUAUGCUGUAUGUACACAGCAUACUGUACACAAUACUGUACGUAUCACACACAUAUGUACGCACAUAUACAGAACUCAAGUAUUGGUUAAAAAUUACUUCAAUGAAGAAAUGAACUCAGCCAUGCACUGGUUUAAAUUGGGAUAUUUCAGUUCUAAUUAGUAGGUUAUGUGACAAUAGGAUAACCGGAAACCCCAAUCUUUAAAGAUUCAGACAGGUUAAUUAAAAUGCCACCAUUGCCCAAAUUACGGUGGUAUAAAUUUUGGUGGUAUAAUAUUUGGAUCAAUCUGAAAAGGAAGUUGAGCAACAGUUGCCGGAUAUGACGUCAUUAGAUUGCAAAUUAGGUUUCUUUUGUUUUUUACUUCAAAAAUGUGUCUAAUGACAUCACAUCCAGAAACGUUGAAUACGUACAAUCCUUCUCAAAAUUAAAAUUACCCAAAUAUUGUACAUAGCAAAAAUCAGUGCUGUGAAAGGUGCAUAUUUUUUUGAAAUAGCAAAAAAUGUAACUUUUUAUAGACUUGUUACCUUUACAAAGUUACUUUACGAUUUUUGUAGCUAUGAAAAACAACCUGUCAUUAAAAAUAUUAGCUAUAUGUUAGUAAUGGGCCUUAUGCAGGCUUCUGUCCAAUUCCCAGGAAUUUCAGUUACAAUACUGGACGUUUUAUAUGUUGUUUAUAUCAUAAUUACGAGUGUUCACCAAAAAUUUUGAAUUUUCGAACGCCUUCCGAAACUGUGUUAUAUACAAAAUUUAGUUACAAAUUCUUGUUUAAGGUUAAGACCUGAUAUAAACAAAAAUCUAAACAUUUUGGCCCUAACUCCAAUUUAAUUUUCAUUUUUAAACUGAACUAGUUAAAAAGGUACCUUCAAUUUUUUGUAACUUGCUUAAUUAAAAAUACUUCUUUAGGUUUUAACAAUUUCAUUGACAUUGAGUUCAAUUAUUACUGGAACGAAUAGGAUAACCCAACUGCAAGCAGGGGCGAAACUAGCCCGUUUUAAUUAGGGGGGGGGGUCUGGCAGAAUUGCCUUGCCAAAACCAAUGAUUGCCUGCAGCCUGCAGUGCCAGCGCUAAUACAAUACAUCACGAAGUUACGUGCAUAAUUAAACUGCCGAUGCCGAUGUGCAUGCAUACGAACUGCUUAAUGUUUGCUAGCUGUAAUAAGUUACUUAAUAACUCUACAUUCUAUCAUUUAAAUUGCCCUGCCAAUGGGGAUUUUUGGGGGUGCCACACCCUCCCUCGAGUUUCGCCCCUGACUGCAAGCUGGUAAAUAGGAGAGGAGUUAUUGUACAGUGAAUCAGUUGAUCAACCACAUUAACACAAUAUAAGUUAACAGCAUAAAUAGAAUGGCAAGUACUAUAUUUUAUCGUAAACAUGUAACGAUCGUUCCAUUUCAAACCAAAAUGUAACUAAUUACGGUUUCAAAUACCUCUUCAAAACGUAAGUACAAUCCUGGACAAAAAAAACAUCCGGACGCUGCUUACAAACGAAUUAAUGUUUUUGUCGCGUAAACUGUCGUCCCCCCUUCCCCCCCCCCCUUUACAACGUUGUUACAACAAAUAUAGCAUAAGUGCCACUAAUUACAACUGAAGUGUUAAUCAACGGCAUUGUAUGAAGGAAGGGCGGAUGGAUUUUCUGAGGUAUAUUUAGGUGUUGUUCCAGGAAUGUUAUAUUUAUAAUGUUUGUACUAGUAAAUUUGUCCGGGAUUGUAGUUACCGUUACAGUUACUUAAAAAAACUAACGAUUACUUGUAAUUUCAUUACUUGUAUCGAAGUUACAUACAGUACUGCCAAAAAUCAUAUCUUGGGUUAGUGACACUUUCAGUGACUAAGCUAUUUUAAAACCUGUCCAUAAUAGAAAAAAGAAUAAAGCUCCAUAAUAUCAGUUAAUUUAAAGAUUUUUGUAAUGUUUUAGGGAGAUCCUGGAGCGGCAGGCGAUAUUGGAGAGCCAGGAACUGCUGGAGAACAAGUAAGUUAUCUCCUGGAUUGGAGAGAUGCCUGAAUCCUACUACUAGCGAGAACAUUUUGAGAAUUAGAUGUCCCAUAGUAAUUUUACCUAAAAUUGUCAGGUGUAUUGCCCGUUAAUAAAGGGAUAUUUUUCUUAAAUUACAUGCUUUAUAAUUAACAAUAGUGAAGAUUCAUGUCAAUGAUUAGAGUAUUGAUAGAAGUUUAGACUUGACUUCCACUACCACUACCAUCAAUAGACCAUUAACCAAUCAUAACGCUUAAUCUACCCGAUUAACCAAUCAGAUGCACACAGAGCAAGUGAGAGGUAGCGGAGUGGAAGUCAAAUCUGAACCUCUCUGUUAAUACAUGUAUGUUAUCGAUAUACGAUUGAAAAGAAAGUUUACAGAAAACAACGAAAAUGUUCAGUACUAUGAUUGAAGGGUUAUUGUAGGCAAUUGUGGCAGAUCUGUUACAUGCUUGCCUAUGAAAUUAAUUUGUCUUAAAAUGCAUAAAAAUAACUUGUUUUAUUUCUCUUUGAAUAUAUUAGGGUACACCUGGUGCCAAAGGUUAUCAAGGUCGUCGUGGGGUAAUCGGAGAUCCGGUAAGUGUGUACUAUAAUUGAAGAAUGAUAUAAAACUCAAUUUUAGCAAAGUCAUACAUGUGGAUAAUUGUAAAAUUUUUAUUGAUUUAUUUCAAUCAAACGGGACGGACUCGAACUCCCAUGCAUAUAAACAUAGUGAAAUGUAUAGUAUUAUAGUUAAAAUAUUUACAUUAAUAAUACCUGUGAAUUAACAUACGCCAAUUUCUUAAGCGCCAACUAAUUUUCAAACUGUGCAGAUGUUCAAUACUCGAAUAAGAGUUGCUCAUAUGACGUCACUGUCGUCACAUCCGUUAACGGGUUCGUGGCGCCUUAUAACCGUUCGUGGCGCCUUGAUCGGACCAAUAGACCUUCCCCGUUUGAGUGAAAUUUUGAUCUAGACAAAGUCUUGACCAAAAGUUCAUCACAGAUUGAAAGAGCAUCACAAAAUUAGUAAUAUUCCGAAGUUGCGAAAUGUUGUAAAAUGCGGAUAAUAUAGCCCUGCGAAGUUUGCCGUUUUUCAGUCAUUUUGCAUUACAAAUGAAAAUUGAUAAUCAGAUGAUCAAACUGAUUAUCAAUUUCCCAUUUGUAAUACAAAAUGACUGAAAAAUGGCAAACUUCGCAGGGCUAUAUUAUCCUCAUCAACAUUUUGUAACGAAACUUCGCAAUAUUACUAAUUUUGUGAUGCUCUUUCAAUCUGUGAUGAAAUUUUUGUCUAGACUUGUCUAGAUCAAAAUUUCACUCAUAAGGGGAAAGGUCUAUUCCCUGUUUUUGCCUUGCCUUGUUGCAGCAAGUUACGCUUGUUACUCCUUCGCCCUUUCAUUUCGUUAAACUUUGUUAGUUCAACAAGUACAAUGUAUAGACCACUAUAGAUUGUAUUUUUUCCACUGACUCGUCAGUGUGACAGGUGCCGGAGGGAUACCUUGGCAGAAUUGUCAUGGCGAACUCCUUUGCUACUAUUUUACCUGUUGCUGCUCUGCAGGCGAAGCUGUUUUACAUACACAGUUCCAGAGAGGGACAAUACGGUUGGAGAAAGACGACUGAAAAGUACUUGUUUUACAUGACGAAACUUUAAGCACAAGAGAAGGAUUUCACAAUUACGAGUACGACUAUGACUAACAAAUGACACAUAAUUUAUCUACCAUAGUUACUUAACAUGCUCUUGUACCUUUAUCUACUAAUGUCAUCACCCACUAUAAUUUGUUUCUUUUUUAGGGUGCAAAUGGUCCAAAGGGUGAAAAGGGUGUUCGUGGAUUCAAAGGAGAUCGUGGAUGGCGAGGAGAUACGGGUCCACAGGGGCCAAAAGGCACAACAGGAGCAGCUGUACGUUUUAUGUUUUAUAAUAAUAUAAUUACAGCAGUAUACUUAAUUCAGGUGGCAGGUGUAUAGUUUUCUGCUGGUCGAAGGAGGAAACAGUGGCUUAACGUCGUAUUAGAGGGCCCUCGGCCUAAACUGAAGAGGACUCUUGGUCCUAAACUGAUCCGCACACCUAGUCCAUUCAACAAGGGCGUCGCGCCUCGGACUGCGCCAUGUAAAAAUUGCCGAAAUACAAUUCCCAUUAGAGUCAGCGAACUACAUGCAAAAUCCGACACCAAUUUCAAACUUCGAAUUUUGCAUGUAUUACUGAAUUUUGCAUGUACUGAAUUGUUGUAAGGCUGAAAUAGGCAACAUUUAAAGAAUUUACUAAGAAUAUACUCGAGAUUGUUCAAAGAACAUCUUUCAAAGGAAAGUAUAUUUUAUGCUGUGAUGAAUCUAUUGCAAACAAAUGGUACUGUACUACUCUAAAUUUAAGAAUGUCGUAAGAAUAUCCAAAGAUUUCCGAAGUGACAACAUCAACAUGUGACAUUUUAAUCACAUUGCAUGAAUUCUUUAAAGCGAAAUGAAAAUGAAACCAAGUCGCACAUUUGCUUGCAUUAUGCGAUGACUGCACAGUUACGGUCGACCGUAAUUAGAAACAUCGAUUAGAAACACGUACAUUAUUCAAGCCAUUGAAUUUGAACUUUAAAAUUCAAUUAAUACAAAUCUAAACAUAAAUCAACCAUCUCUGAAUAUAACAGAGCUUCUUAUGGCAAUGCAAUAGCUAUGAAUAUUGUAGUUUUUACGCUAAGUGCUUUAAAUGAAACCUUGCAAAUUGUUUUUGGACAGACAGAAGUCUAAAUCUUUUGCAUCAAUGUAACAUUUUCACAAAACUUAGUCCUUGUAUAAAUAACUAACCGAUUCAUUCUCGUAUAUUUAGGGUGCCAAAGGAGCAGCUGGUGGUAAUGGGCGAGACGGCAACGCUGUAAGUACAUUGUGUAUGGUAUACCUCAUUGUGUAUGGUAUAUGUCAGUUUUGUACACUUUUAGCCUGUGAACAAGAGUGGGAAGCAUUAACUCUAGGCUUUACACCAAAGAGCUUGCUCUUAAUUAAUCAACAUGGGCUACGAGAAACAAGGGGAAAUGGGAGUUUUUGCAGGAAAGAGCCUGGGAAAGACUACAGAGUACAGAGAAGGCCUGCGAAAGACUACAGAGUACAGAGAAGGUGCAAGUAGUUGUAGAUGCACCCCAAUCAACAAACAUUCAGCAACUUCGUUCCUUCUUAAACCUUGUGAAUUACCAUCACAUGGAGGUUUUUACCAAAUUGUGAAGUUCUGAGUUGAUGAUAUCUAUUGAUAUUCUGUAAGGAUUGGAAGCAUUUUUUCUUAAUAUUUUGAGAAUUUGGAUACCAGAUUUUCAGUUUGGAUACCAGGAUAAAAAAUCCACAAUGGAUUCCAGAAAAGAAUUUUAAUAUCUUACUCUGGAUCCGAUGCAUUCUCGAAGGUUAAAGAACUCGUCAGAUCGUGUAUGGUUCUUACGCAUUAUAACUCCAAACUUCCUCUGAAACUAGCUUGUGAUGCCUCGCCGGAUAGAAUUGGGGCAGUUUUGUCCCAUGUGAUGGAUUUUCAAGUAGAAUCUAUUUUUUGCUUGCACUAGUACAGCGCUAUUCCUACUCUUUUGUCUCGCAGAUAAAAAAAUGUAUUCAUAAUUAUGGUGAAGUUUAUGCGGACUCACCACAAAUACAGUAACCUUCACCAUUCUGACUACAUAUAUAGAGCCAUGCAAUUUUGAUAUGCAGUUUUUGAAAAAUUCACUCCAUGUGCUAUAACAAAACAACUUGUAGUUGGGUGUAGGGUAGGAACUCAAUCGCAUAAGUAAACUGAAGUAAUUGUUCGUCAUUUUCUAGGGUCGAGAUGGUGAAGUUGGAUCGAAAGGCGAUCAAGGAUCUCCAGGAGAUCGGGUUAGUAUUUCAAUUUACCAUUCUCCAACAUGCAGUGUAUCAUAUAUAAAUAGUGACAGGAUUUGGAAUCGCAGCAAAAGAGAAAGUCAAAGAGAUCCGUUACCUUUUUACCAACAAUUUUGACAUUUUUAUCGCUUACAAACGAUCAAGUUAACGUAUGGCAAGUUUUAUUUGCUUAUCCACAUAGGCAACGUUGCCACGUUUUCCUACUGACAAGUAGUACACUUGUUCAAUUUGUACACUUGCUCAACUGGUACACUUGUCCAAGGUGUAUACUUGUCAUAUUAAAAAUUGCCAAAGUGCAAAUUUUGCUCCUCCGUUUGGGUCAACAGUAACCUUUAGGUCAGCAAAGGAAAAUUUGACAAUGAAAUUUGAACACUCGAAUGUGGUUGGUCAGCGAUCUAUUAUUCUAGUAUUUAUUGUUUUAUUAUUACAAAAUAUUAUCAGGGUGCGCAGCUUACAGACCGUGAUUUUCAGUGUGGGCCCAAUAGCUAUCCUGGCGGUCAGAAAACAAAAAACUUAUCAUUGAAAAUUUGUUGUACUGUACAUACAUAAAAUGAAUGAUGCCUUAAUGCAAUCGUUUCUCUUGCAGGGUGAACCUGGUGAACCUGGACAAAGUGGACCCGCUGGUGUCCCUGUAAGUACAAUACAAAAUGGAUUAUAAUGCAUUCAUCAUUCAAACUAUAUUUCCAUUCCAUAUUCUCUGAUCCGGAGUUCGCGUUAUCUUCAUUUUUGGCAGAAAUGGACCUCAAAUUUAAAAAUUUUCAAGCUCAAAUUAGUCUAUACCAACAUGAAGAUUUCAAUUCCGAGGUCUAUUUUUGGCAAGGAUCUGUAGGUUAUGAGAUGAAAAACUCGGAUUGGCGAAUUGGUCAGUAUUUCCUGGCUAGAAUCUCGUUAGCCAGAAAGCAACGUAGAAAACAAAUAACAUUCUGAUUGAAGCAUUUUGUGAAACUUAAUAAACGAGAAAACAUAAUCCACAAGAAAAUAACAGAUUCUAUUUCAAAGUCACUGUUGAUUUUAAUAUCAAUGAGAAUGAGUAUUUGAAAUAAAUUCCAACUAUUACCUUGUAAAGAUAUAACAAAAAUCACAUGGUUAUAAAAAAUGGUUCAGUAAAGAACUAAAGCUACAACUAUUAUUGAGAACACGGGACCUUAAUCUGUUUAACGUAUUUAUAACACUGGACAAAGUAUACUGUGUGUUGUUCUAGUAAAACCCCGAAAAUAUUUUUCUUCAUAAAAUUAGUUUUUGGUUUAUUGAGUAUGAAAUCUCGAUUGUUGCUACGGAGAUCAUACCGCGAGUUACAGUAGCUUUGAGGUCAAACAUAUUCAUUGUACUCGAUGGCAUUUGCCAUUUCUUACUUUAUGCAUAAAAUAGUGCAAUGCUUGUUGAUAUAUGUCGAUGUCAUAGAAAUAUCAUAGGUUGUUAAUGGAGUAUUGAUGGUGCUUACAUACUUCCAUAGGGUGAGGCAGGUCAGACUGGUCCCUCGGGUCCACCUGGUGUGGCAGGCAAUCCUGGUACUCAAGGAGAUAGUGGUCCACAAGGUGACGAAGGACCUGAGGUAAGAACAUUCUGCUCUCUGUGUCAAUAUUUUCUUCUACCACUCUCGGAAAUUCAAUUUAACGUUCUGUCCACUUCGUCGCUUAUAAUUACCUGUAUCUUUUAUUUCUUGAAAUUUUAACCCAAGUAUAUCUCGCUCAUCACAGGAAUGUCCAGGAAGGUUUAUUUUAUGCAAGCAUGAAUUGAUGGUGAAAUCAAUUACCUUUUAUUCCCUCAGUUGUAUAUGACUGUCUACUAUUCUCCCCAAACCAAACUCCCAAAGUGGCUGGAUUCAUUCUAGAGGGUACAAGAUUCCCCUAUUUGGGAAUGCCGAGGCACGUUUGAAGCUUAUUUUAUUCAUGCAAACAACCUUCUGGUCAAAACUGUAAUGUGAACCCUCGUCAACAAGAAUGCAAUGGUUCAGAGUUUUUAAUUUUUCAGGAGUCGAAGCUUGAAAUUUUUCAUCUUCAAUUUAGGGCGAACGUGGUGAGCCUGGAACCGAAGGCGCUGCUGGAGAGCAAGGAGAGCAAGUUAGUAUUAAGAUGUGCUGUUCGUAAUCUAUUGUUUCGUUUCGACUGUACAUUGAAAAACAUCUCUGUGCCAUCGCAGAAUGCUUACUUGAGAAAUUUGAUCGGAAAAGUUGAAAGUGUAAUAAAACUCAAUGAGAUGGAAAGCCCAUCUUUAAUCCACACACUAACAUCAAAUUAUUGCAUUUUUCAGGGUGAUAGUGGCCCAGCGGGAGCUGUUGGACCCAAGGGUGCUACCGGUGAUGCUGGUGAACAGGGUAACCAGGGAUUGACUGGACCCCCUGGUCAACAAGUAAGUCCUAUGUUCUUAAGAACAGCAUACAACAUACAAGUAUUAAUACCCCAGUUACACGAUACUGGAUUAUUCUCGUAUGGAUUGUAAUCCUAUACAAAUCCAAUCUGUUUCAGUGUUGUCUUCUUCAGUUGUGUCAGAUACAGCAAUCCAAACAAAAGCGUCUGAAUAUAUAUUUACAUACGAAUAUUAAUAGAAAAUAUCUAUAAAAUCGUUUCUUGAGCAGAUGGCUCAGAUGUCGGUGGUUCUUAUGUAGAUAAACUGGAAUGAGAGUAAAUAACUUCCCAUGGACACGACUCCCAUAUACAGUAGUAGCUCAGUGUCUAGCAUAAGCUACCAUUUUACAUUGUUUGACUCUAUUAUUUACCACCAGGGGUCUCAAGGCGAAGAUGGACAAGCUGGCGAAGAUGGUGAAAGGGUAUGUUUGAAAUGCUCUGUGUUUGAUCUCAUUUCCGGAACCACGGGUGCAGCGUGUGCAAGUGCACGCCAUGCCUUUUGUGUUCAUAACUUUUUGGGUGCAGUGCGGGUGCAGACUAUGGGUAAAUGAACGAUUUAGCUUCAUAACCUAGUAAACGGCCACAUAAAUUACUUUCUUCAGUAGAAGAGAAAGCGAAACAGUUUCUGCUAAUUCUGUGUGCCUUAUUUUAAUAUUUGAAAUUAAAAAAAAGUUGUCUGCGUAACAGUCGCUUAUUGAAGGUUUUGAGGCAUCUAUUCAAAAAUCCUCAAAACCUUCAAUAAAAUAAAGAGACUGCUACGCAGGCUAAAUAAAAGGUUGCUUCAUUGCUUGUGUUUGCUUUUUAAUUAGGUUAUAAGUAGGUAUACUAAGUGCCCUUUCAUUUUUGUUUCUGCCUUUUUUUUAAAAAUAUACCCUUCUGAUAACAAAUAACACCCCUUGCCCUCGGCAACUUCCGGCAUCCCUGUUUCCGUAUUGUAUCGCCAAAAAGAUUACGUUUUUAGAAACGAAGUUUUCAUUUGUCGGGUCACGGAAACCAAUGAGCUUUGGCUAUUUGUUCGUAAAUUGAUUUGAUUAAUUUACAUGACCAGUUGUUGUUUCACACAAUAAAACCGGAACCGUACUGUGCCCUAUAAGGUGCAAUUCCUUCAGAGAUUCGAUCCUCGAGUGCCUUAGCUACUUGGUUGCCGAAGAUUUGCUUGGGAAUUAGUGAAAUUUACACUUGACGUCAUUUUUGCAUGCUGACAGAUCGACGAAAAUAGUUGUGUCAGACAAAUACCAUUGGCAUAUUAGUAUCCGGUCAGGUCAGCACACUAAUUUAAAUCGAAAUGUGAUUUUGAUUUUGAACUGUAUACAACAACAUAAACCGUAACCCUAGGGUUAACACAAACUCUAACCCUAAAAUUAACACAAACUUUAACCCUAAAAUUAACACAAACCCUAAUCCUAAGGCUAACAUAAACCCUAACCCUAUGGUCAUCUCACAUCAUCCCUCGUUUUAAUUUUGUGCAUAAAAUUAUGGAGGAUAACAUAUCGUAGAAGCUUGGGAUAUAUUUUCAUUGCGAACAAUUUAAAAGGGGAAUGAUGGAGUUUGCAAGCGUCUUUAGCCUGAUCGAACUGAGACUGUUUGAUAAUAUUUAUAUUUUUGUCUGAGAGUUUCUUCUGUGUAUUUUGCUGUAGGGUGACGAUGGAUACCCUGGUCAAGCUGGUAGACCUGGUGAUAAUGGAGAACCCGUAAGUAAAAUUGCUCCUAGAUAUUGUAACGUUGAAAGUAUUUUGACUAAGUCUUCGCCAGCGCCAACCGGUUUUUUUGCGGCCAUUGGAAAAGAUUGCAUUUGGAUGGUUGAUGAUCAUAUUAUUGUUGCUUUGGACGUUUUUGUGAAAAUCUGCACAAUGCAGUAUGCAUGUUGUAACAUUUACCAUUAGUUGCCUUGCCAAUACCAAAUUUGUCAGAGAGUAUUUUUGUGGAUGAACAUAUUUUGCACGUAUUGUAUUUAUAGUAAUGCUAUCGAUCGUUCGCUAGAAUGUCACGCGCGUUGCGGCCGAAAGGACUAUCAGCUGGCAGAUAGUUUAGUGUUUAUUUACAUUGUUUUUCAGGGUGAACAAGGACCAUCCGGUCCAGAUGGAAAUGAUGGCCCACAAGGUGAACGGGUAUGUAGCAUGCAACUUUACAUUACAAGCAUGAGGAUAUUUGGAAACUGUUCAGUUGUUCACAUGUGAUUUAUGUGAUUUAAACCAACCUUGACCCAGCCCCCCAUGCAGUAAUGGGUAGGGAAAAAAUUCUUGCCUUCUUUGUUUUUUGUUUCUAAUUCGGCAGAAGACAACAAUAGAGCGUUUGCACUCAUUCCGCAGGGACCCACUCAACAAAAAUCAUGGCGGCCAUGUUGGUGUUCCAGACAAAAGAGUCUAAUUAAAAUUCUUUUGAAUCGGAACACCAACAUGGCGGCUGUGACGUCAUGUGCAAACGUCCUAUACGUUCAACUGAAACAAGGGAGCAUGUCAGAAAUAACUUCGAUUUUUGUUUGAUUGCGAUAAUUUGGUAUCGACCAGAGGGUUUUGGGUACACGCAGUGUCUACAGUAAUAGGCUUUUAUUGUAGAUAUACGGCAUAUUUACAUUGAAAUUAUUGGUCAUCGGUAUAUUUAAAUUUUGUGAUUGAUUGAUAAAUUUUGAAUUAAAAUUUACCGAAGUAGUUUUGAGCGUCUUUUCAGGUAUUUUGGACGAUUUUUAUGAGAUAUUUGGUAUACCACUACACCCCUGCAUGCACACCACAAUAAUUCACUUUUACGUCGCCAUUUUGAAUUACGAACACGCGUCGAACAAUUUUCGAAAUAACACGCUCUAUGGCUCGAGCACAUGUUACCUGUAGAUUCACAAAUAUACAAGUGUACUGAAUAUAUAGUCAAGUCAACUCAAAAUUAGUUUUGCUAAUGCAAUUGCAAACAAAAAUCUUCCAUUGUAAGGACCAAAGAGAGAUCAAAAGGCUUGUAGAUUUUGUGCUCACAAUCUUAUAUUAAUACUGUAUUAAGUAUUGAUAAAUUGUAUGUUCAUAAUUAAAUGUAACUAAGUGAAAAGACCCCCAGAAAAACAAGUAAGCUAAGAGUCUAACAGGUCUUAAUUUUUCCGAUGAAAAUAGUGAAAAUGAUAAAAAGUAUUUGCUCGUAACACAUUUGAAGUUAGGUCAAACUAAAGAUGUUUUACAGUAAGUUAGGUUAAAUUAAGAAAUGUUUUGAAGAUUGUUUUGAAGUUAGAUCAUAUAAAUAUUUUGAAGAUGUUAGUUGCAGUUGGUGUAAGUGUGCAGUUGGAAAAUAAGGUUACAACCACAUUUUUUACUACUAUUUUGUUCACAUUAUGAAUUUUCGUUAUUGUAGGGUCGACAGGGGGCUCCCGGACCUCCCGGAAGAAUCGGUGAUCCUGGAUCCAAG